AAUAUGUCUUACGUCUUAUAUAAUACAAACCGUACAGCCUAACACUUAACAUGUCUAAAAAAUAACCCCAAAUUCUCUUUGUUGUUUUAGAUUUGCAAAGACAGCACACACGCUAGCGCUCAAUCAUCUAAUCAUUUGUUUGGUCUCCAGUUUGUUGUCCAGGGGAAGUCCUUGUUUUGCAUCCAUUGGAGCUAGAAAAUGGCAAAGAUGCUGGGUGUCUUGCUCAUGAUUGGAGCAAUGAUGUUCGGAGUAAGAGCUGAGCCAACGGAAGAUAAACAAGCAUUGCUUGAUUUCCUUCACAACAUUAGCCACUCUCAUCAUCUGAUCAACUGGAACAAGAGCUCUUCUGUGUGCAAAAGUUGGAUAGGAGUGACCUGCAACUCUGAGCAAUCACAUGUUAUUGCCCUCCAACUGACCAGAACUGGAUUGAGUGGUCGAAUCCCACCCAACACUCUUAGCCGUCUCUCAGCGCUCCAAACUGUGAGUCUAGCCUCAAAUAGCAUAACUGGUUCUUUCCCUUCUGAUUUCUCUCAGCUAAAUAACUUGAUCUAUCUGUAUCUCCAAUUCAACAAAUUUUCUGGUCCAUUGCCAUCAGACUUUUCAGUAUGGAAGAAUCUUAGUAUUGUCAAUUUGUCCAACAAUUCUUUUAAUGGGAGCAUCCCAUUUUCACUUUCAAAUUUGACUCAUCUCUCUUCUUUAGUUCUAGCCAACAACACCCUUUCGGGUGACAUUCCUGAUCUCACUAUUCCUACCCUGCUGGAGCUGAAUUUUGCCAACAAUAACCUUAGUGGGGUUGUGCCCGAAUCGUUGGAGAGAUUUCCAAGGGGCGCAUUUUCUGGUAACAACCUUGCUUCUUCACAUGCUCUUUCUCCUUCUUUUCUUAUUAAACCCCGAAAUUCUCAUCCAACAAGGAAAAAAUCCAAAGGGCUGCGAGAACCAGCAUUGUUGGGUGUCAUUAUUGGUGCUUGCGUGCUGGGAAUUUCAGUGAUAACAGCUUUUGUGAUUGUGUGUUUCUAUGAGAAAGGUGGUAGAAGUGGACAACAAGUGAAGUCUCAGAAAGGAGAAGCAUCCAGGAAAAAGGAAGGUUCUGAAAGUCGAGACAACAACAGAAUUGUUUUCUUUGAGGGUUGCACUCUUGCAUUUGACUUGGAGGACUUGUUGAGAGCAUCUGCUGAAGUGCUUGGAAAGGGCACGUUUGGGACAGUGUAUAAGGCUGCUCUAGAAGACGUAACAACCGUGGCAGUGAAAAGAUUGAAGGAUGUCAUUGUCGGAAAACGCGAGUUUGAACAACAGAUGGAGAUGGUCGGGAGGAUUAGGCACGAUAAUGUGGCUGCUUUAAGGGCAUAUUACUAUUCAAAGGAGGAGAAACUUAUGGUAUAUGAUUACUACGAACAGGGCAGUGUGUCUUCAAUGUUGCAUGGCAAAAGAGAAGGAAGUAGAGUUUCUUUAAACUGGGAUAGCCGUUUGAAAAUAGCAAUUGGUGUAGCAAGAGGCAUUGCUCACAUCCAUGCUCAACAAGGAGGAAAACUCCUCCAUGGAAACAUAAAGUCCUCUAACAUCUUCCUCAACCCAAGAGGAUAUGGUUGUGUAUCUGACAUUGGACUUGCAACACUGAUAAAUCCAGCAACGAGAACAACAGGAUACCGUGCCCCAGAAGCCACGGACACCAGAAAAUCGGUAGCCGCAUCUGAUGUCUAUAGUUUUGGGGUGCUGCUACUUGAGCUUCUAACUGGGAGGUUUCCCUUACAUGCCAAAGGAGGUGAGGAAGUUGUGCACUUGGUUAGAUGGGUGAAUUCAGUGGUUAGAGAGGAGUGGACUGCAGAAGUGUUUGAUGUGGAGUUGCUGAGGUAUCCUAAUAUUGAGGAGGAAAUGGUUGAAAUGCUGCAAAUAGGGAUGGCAUGUGUUGUGAGAACACCAGAUCAGAGGCCAAAAAUUGGUGAUGUGGUGAGAAUGGUGGAGGAAAUUCGUAGGGUAAAUGCCGAAAAUAGAUCAUCCACUGAAUCAAGGUCAGAAGGUUCCACUCCAACCCCUCAUUCCAUUGAGAUACCUUCAACCUCUUUUGCAUAUUGACAUUCCUUUGGUUGAUUGAGAAGUUGUUAGAGAUGUAAUUUAGUCACUCUCAAUUUCAAUUUUGACCAUGACAUAACAGUGAAGUUGGUAACAAAAUUGAUGCUAAGUAGUUAACCUACAAAAGAUAUAGCAAAGUGAAGAUGGGUCCCUA
Molecule: messenger RNA, 2221 nt
Organism: Vigna angularis (adzuki bean)
Lineage: Eukaryota; Viridiplantae; Streptophyta; Magnoliopsida; Fabales; Fabaceae
Product: probable inactive receptor kinase At4g23740
Exons: 2
Coding region: 199-2070 (623 amino acids)
Biological process (GO): protein phosphorylation
Molecular function (GO): protein kinase activity; ATP binding; protein binding
Source: RefSeq, a predicted model, not a curated record